AUGGCUUCGCAGAGUGGAAACGCGUGGGCGCAGAUGAAGGCUCGCGAGCAGCGGCACGCGCAGGUCGUCGACGACGGGAAAGUUGCUAUACCUCGCAAGGGUCCAGUCAUGGGCCACAGACCUACCAGCUCUCGCAAGUCAUCGAGUCUCGAUUACGACGACGAGCUGGCCCUUCCAAUGCCCAAGCCGCGUCGUGCCGCUGCAGAGGAACACAAUGACUCCGUCGAAGACGUCAGACUCAACGCCCCGAGCAAGCCUAGCAUCACAAAGACUCGUUCCGUCACUGAGCCAGCUCGAUCUAACAACACUCCUGAUGACUUGAAGGGUAAGACAGAUAACCGUGAGAAGAAGAAGUCUAGAGUGGCAGCUCUCAAAUCCAAGCUCAGUCUGAAGGACAUGGUUCAGGAGUUUCGCAAGGAGAACGUUAGAGCCGAGUCCGCAACUGGCAGCGGUGGCAGGCGUCCUCCCUGUGCUGACAAUCGUGACUUCGACGAGGAAAAGCUGUACGUCCCGAAGCCAAGACAGCAGGGUGUGUAUCCAUUGUCUGCUCCCCCAUUUCCCCUUCGUGAGAUCAGUUUUGGGAAAAUGUCCCAGGCCAGCGCCGAGUCCUGUGCUGUUGGUGACUCCAACACGAAUGAAGAGCCAAAUAACGAAGGACUGAGCCUCGGGCCCUUUGCAAGUAAGAAUCAAGAUGCACAGACCCCCAAGGCGCGCAAAUCAGAGGCAAGCAUGCAGCUAGAUACCCUCUUGCUCGCCGGUUCGUCUCCUGCAGCCCAUGCAGGCGAGCUCGAAAACAGCGGACAGCCACAUAUCAUCAAAGAGCAAAGGAGAGUCCAGAGCCUGAUAGCACAAAGAGAGUCAGGGAGUCCCAGAUCUGCCAGUGAGAUCCCUCUCCAGACGUCCGAAGACGACAUAGGCGGCCCAGCCUCAUCCAUCUCUGACGGUGACAAUGAGGACGUUGCGGACAAUGCGACACAGUCUGUCGCACCAUCUCAAAAUCCGAAUACAGUGACCAAUGAAGCCAAUGGCAGUAACACGACUUCUUUUGCGGGUCAAACUGGCCCCCCUUCUUUUCUGGGCCUCCAGACAGGACCGCCCUCCGCUGCGAUACCGACAGUGCUGGGGCCCCAAACGCAGCAGUACCAGCCGAAUCCUCGCGACGAAGACCUUCACCACACAUUCGGUGGUGGUACGAGGUAUGGCGGCUAUGCUCCUCGACCACCGCAUGCCGGCUACCUUAACACAGCUAAUCUGGAAAUGCAACUCAGAACGAACAUGGAAACAGUCCAUACCCACUUAAGUAACGCUGUCCACAGAGUCUGCAGUUCGAUGGAAAAUUCGAGCAACUGGUCCACUGAUCAGAUCCUGAAGCAAACUGAUGCCAUGGCGGAUGUUCUGCGUUUGAUCAAUGCCCGCACAGCAGGUCAGAAUGAAACCGUAUCAGACCUGCACCGCACCAUGAGUCAUAUUCAGUGCCAACUGGCUGCCAUUGAAGUGGAGGUAAAUGGUAUGGAAGAAAGAAUUCUGAACUUCAUAUCGAAUCAGAUCAAUAAACUGAGAAGAGAGAUCAACGCGCCGAAGGAGUCGCUACGCAAGGCCGAUGUCUCCUCCAAGUUAGCGCAAGAGCCGAGAACCAUCAGUGCUGAACUGCAAGAGCCUCCAUAUGCCAUUGGAGGGACUGGGGACAAUGAGAGACGGCAUAUAAGAAAGAAGCAGCGCUCUGGCAAGAGAGGUGAGGGAGAGUGGUUGAAAAGCACACAGAGUAAGAAUGGAGAACAAAAGAAAAGGAGUGAGACUGAAUCCGGAAGGAGUUCCCUGAGUCAACACAAUGCACCGGGACGCUCUCAGGAGAUCCCUCCCUCUACUGCAUCUGUCCACUCUUCACCCCUGGAGCAAAGGAAAGACGGAGACGUCACACAAUCCCAGGUCAGAAGAAGGGUACGAAACAACCCCAGCCAGGAAUCCUCUGGAAGCCCUGUGCCUAAGACAGCCAAAAUUAGUGGCCAGAUAGGGGACAGCUUGGCUCCUGAGAAUGACCAAAGCUCAAUUUCUGAAGCUGCACAAACUCCUGAAAUCAAUGACAAGCCCGCCAACGAGGGCAUGAAAACCCCCAGUAAGAAGGGAGUGUUUGGAUUCCGCCGUCGCCACGACAGUGGGAGCCAGACUGGCAACAGAUUCCUGCGCACUCCAAGGCGAAACAAAGAGGACAAGGCUUUUAAGGAGCGAAGCUCUCUUCCCUCGACGGCUCCGGAUCCUUCAGUUGUUGCCGGCGCCACACAUAUUGAGGCCCCUGCGGUGAACAGCCCAAGCUCGAUUCAUCCAGCUCUCCGUGAUGAUAGACAGCAACAGGUCAUGCUUGAUCGGCAGCGCAUCGGCGGGCUGCUGCAUUCCCAUACCAGUAACCAUGUGGCUGUAGCAGUGAUGGCGAAUACCCAGAGAAGUGGAUUGACAUACUCUCAGUCUCAUCAGAACAUGGGGAACGAAACACCGAUGGCAGGCCAUCUACCCACAAACGCAUUUGAUAUGUCUUUAUCGUCGUCUUCGACAAUUCAGAGAGAUCCUCAACUGCAAUCGCCCGCUGCCGAUCUGCCUGCUGGCCCGCCUCCGGUCCAGCCGAGCUUCCUGCCUCCUUCUGCAUCGUUUGUGGCAGCGCCGAAUAAUGCUAGCCCAGAAAGCUUCACCUGUAACGGCCGGUCUACCUCUGGCUCCCUACCCCUAUCGCUUCAAGUUUCCGCCCUAGUUCCUGUUGAGGAAUCAACAUCGGGUGUCCCUGGUUGGUGGAAUUGUCACAAUGGUACUCCGUCAGUGAGUGACCGAUAUGAAUACCGUUCCUGA
Messenger RNA from Aspergillus clavatus NRRL 1, 2835 nucleotides. RefSeq lists its product as uncharacterized. The transcript has 2 exons. Bases 1 to 2835 code for a protein of 944 amino acids. The record is from RefSeq and is a predicted model, not a curated record. NCBI's taxonomy places the organism in Eukaryota, Fungi, Ascomycota, Eurotiomycetes, Eurotiales, Aspergillaceae.